Agrilus planipennis (emerald ash borer) is the source of this 1951-nucleotide messenger RNA. RefSeq lists its product as uncharacterized. Bases 406 to 966 code for a protein of 186 amino acids. Lineage: Eukaryota; Metazoa; Arthropoda; Insecta; Coleoptera; Buprestidae. The transcript has 2 exons. The record is from RefSeq and is a predicted model, not a curated record.
UUAGAAAUGAGCCUGAUUCCAUCCCUGGCCUCUUGACGGUCACCCUCGACCGCUCCGCUUUUUAUUUCAGAGAUAACAAUUAAUAAAGUUGAAAGGCGGUGAGGGGACAGUGAACAAGGUGCACGACAACAGGUGAAAUAAAACCAAACAGUCGUUUAUUUAACGCAAGGCGGGAAGGAUGUACGAGUGAAAGUUAAUAUGGCAUACGUACACAUGGUUCGUGAAUCAGAUACCGCUGUAUGCUUAUCGUCAGUAGUUUAAAGCAAAUAUUAAUCAGUUUGUGUGUCUGUUUUCACAUAUUCGUAGGUACAUAAGUACGUGUCAAUUUUAUCUUUCAUAUUUCUGUGAUAACGAACCGGCGUAGUUUAUUUUGUCAAGUGAAAAUCACCAAACAUUGUGGUAGAAAUGGCUUCAGAAAGAGACAUUAGUAUUACAAAAGACGAUUUACCUCUCACCUUUCAAGUUAAAUAUUUGGGAAGUCAGCCUGCCAAAGGUCUUUGGGGAAUCAAGCAUACAAGAAGACCGGUAGAUAUAAUGGUAAAAGAAGCCAAAAACCUUCCCCCAGACGUCAUUCUUCCACUAGUUAACGUUACGGUUUCAACCGAAGGUCUUCAAGUAACCCACGUUACCAAAAAGAAGAGCGAAAAAUCCACCACGAAUUUUUUCAAAAUAAGCACAAUUUCUUACGGAGUUCAGGACCUCGUUUACACCAGAGUUUUUUCAAUGAUCGUUGUAACAGAUGGCGAUUUGACAACAGUUACACCCUUCGACUGUCACGGGUUUGUUUGUCAAUCGAGAAACGAGGCAAGGCAGCUAACAUACGCACUGGCUGCAGCGUUCCAAGAAUACGGAAAAAAGUUUAAAGAAGAGAGUCAAAAGAACCCAGACAUGAGAAAAAAAUUUGCAAUCGACUUGCGCACACCAGAACAACAAAAUGACGAUAGCGAUUCGGAAACAGAAGCCUAGAAAUGUGAAGAGAAAGUAUUAAGUGUUUCGUAUUGCUAAUCGCUCUGUAAAUACGCUGUAGGUGUACUCUUUAUUUAUGAAGAGAUGAUAUGUACAAUUAUAAAUGCUUUUGUAGGUGGAUUAAAGUAUUCCUAUAUUCAGUAAUCAUGACCCCCAUUUAUUUGUGUGGGUCUACAACUAAGAAUUCCAAAGAACGAAUGUAACAUAUACAACAAUAAUAAAAGUAGAUUUAUAAAAAUUGUAAAGUAGCAUUAAAAGAACAAAAAUAUUAUUUUGUUCUAAGGCAUUAGAAGUUAGAAAGUAAUGUAGCGCAGAAUGAUAUUAAUUAUGAUACUGUGGUAUUUUCCGAUAAAUAUUUUUUAGUAUUUAAGUAUAUAUUUUAAAUCUUGCCAAAAUUUUAGUUAGAGAUCAUCUUUUUAUUGAAAUCGUUAAUAUUGUGGUACCGAUUAUGUAAACCAUCAAAUAUUUUACAUAACGUUAAUAAAUUUAAAAAUAUUCAUACCAAUCUAAACUAGUUAUAGCGUGUGGUAAAAAAAAUCGACCAUUUGCAUUCAAAUCAAAUGUGCGUUGAAUUAACUUCAGUUGUUCACACGUUAAAAGAGUUACAAAAAUAAAAUUUCUGCAAUUUGAGCAAUUUAUACGUAUUCAGAUCUGCCGUAGCAGGCAACGCAAGAUCGGUUCCCGGCCGAUGCACUACUUUUUUCACCUUUUUAUUUGCCUUAACGGCAACGAAAGAGUGCACUAGAAGUUUCGACGCUCACCUAUUAUAUAACGAUUUUUUAUUGAAUUUGUUGUUAGAAGAUUAUUGUGAUUUCACGGUAUCACUACCCAUUGCAAUAUUGUUCGAAAUAUUGUAACUGUACCGACAUCUACAGUACUAGUUUUCCUUAGGUUUUAUUUGUAAUUUUAUAUGUAUGUAUAGAUGUAGAGACUGUAUUAACACUAAUUGUUGUAAGUACUUAAUUAAAGUAAAACAGUUACUUAA